This is a messenger RNA of Histoplasma mississippiense, 3990 nucleotides long. RefSeq lists its product as hypothetical. Lineage: Eukaryota; Fungi; Ascomycota; Eurotiomycetes; Onygenales; Ajellomycetaceae. Gene Ontology annotation, cellular component: cohesin complex; nucleus; chromosome. Gene Ontology annotation, molecular function: ATP hydrolysis activity; DNA binding; protein binding. Gene Ontology annotation, biological process: sister chromatid cohesion. The record is from RefSeq and is a predicted model, not a curated record. The coding region runs from base 1 to 3990 and encodes 1329 amino acids. The transcript is spliced from 7 exons.
AUGGCUGGCGCGAACCCAACCGCGCCCAACCCCUAUACUUCCAAGCAGCACCUGAUACAGUUACAUUACUUUUGCAACAUCGAUAUAAUGGUUAUAACUCACAAUAUAUCAUUGGAAUAUAAUGAUGCACACUAUCUCAAUUUUCCGUGUCGUACGCCUCAAUUUGACCGCUCGCCUGUCGUUGGUGGGUAUGACCUGACAGCGACCAUGGGGAAAUUAAUCCGUCUGGAACUGUUCAAUUUCAAAUCGUACAAAGGGCAUCAUACCCUUCUUUUCGGCGAUGCCUACUUCGCAUCGAUUAUUGGGCCAAAUGGCUCGGGAAAAUCGAAUUCGAUGGAUGCAAUUUCAUUCGUUCUGGGAAUCAAGUCAUCCCACCUUCGCUCAACGCAUCUACGCGACUUGGUUUACCGUGGGCGCGUGCUUCGUACAUCGACCAUCAAUGAUGAUGGCUCCGCUUCAAAUAAUAUCCAGAAUGGGGUAAACGGCGAUGGCGACGUAGAAUCAACUCAGGAUCCUGCUGAACGUAAUGACCCGAGGGUCGCAUGGGUAAUGGCCGUGUAUGAAGAUGACGCAGGGGAGGAACAGCAUUGGAAACGAUCAAUUACAAGCCAAGGAGUUAGCGAAUAUCGAAUCAACAAUCGCAUUGUAACCGCACAGCAAUACAACCAGUCUCUCGAGGAUGAAAAUAUUCUGAUCAAGGCUCGCAACUUCCUGGUGUUCCAAGGAGAUGUGGAAUCGAUUGCUUCUCAAUCACCGAGGGACCUGACUCGCCUGAUAGAGCAAAUCUCCGGAAGUCUCGAAUAUAAGGCAGAAUACGAAAGGCUGAAAGCGGAGCAAGAAGAAACAGCGGAAAUCCAAAACGCUCAGCUGAACCGCCGCAGGGGAAUCAACUCUGAAAUCAAACAGUAUCAGGAACAAAAGAGAGAAGCAGAAAAUUACGCAAGGAAGGCGGACGAACGCGAUCAGGCUAUCAUUACUCACAUACUUUGGAAGCUUUUCCACUUCCAGCGCCUAAUCGAAGAGUCAAGCGCGGAGAUACAGAAGCACCAAGUCGAGCUGAAGGAAUUCCGUCGCGGUGUAGAAAAAUACGGAAAAAAUCUCGAGGAGGCUAAAAAGGAACACGCUCGAGUCGGUAGAGACGUAGCAAAAGUGGAAAAGAGCAUCAAAUUGAAGGAAAAAGAUAUCGAAGAUACGACAAAUUCAUUAGUACCUGUCGACGAGAAAAUUGAAAUCUCAAAACAGAAAGUGGAGAGAUACGCAACUCGAAUUUCUGAAAUUGAGAAGGAAAGCAACGCCCAAUUGAAAACCGUCAGACAGCUUGAAAAAGACCUUAAAGUUGUCGAAAAAGCUCAAUCGCAAUGGGAGGAUGACUGGAUGAAAACCGCAAAUAAGAGAGGAAUUCAGCUCAGCAACUCUGACCUUCAAGAAUAUAACAAGCUCAGAGAGGACGUAAAUAAGCGCUCCUCUGCUGCCCAAAUAAAACUCGCCAAUUUAAAACGCCAGAGGAAAGCAGAUGCCGAAACAGUUAACAGUUUGAAGAGCAAUUUCGAAAGUACAGAGUGGCAGGUCAAAAAUCUCCAGUCCGAUGUCAACAAUAUGUUGGAGCGCAAAUCUAGUAUGGAAGAUGCUAUUGAUGCCACAUCUAAGGAAAUUAGCCAGAAGAAAAAGGAGCUCAAUAGUCUUACUUCUGAACGACUUCGUGUUGCACAGAUGCGGACCGAACUCGAGGAGAAACUUCAGGUCACUUUAAAGAAGCUUCUCGAAGCAGACGAUGGCCGCAAGCAAAGCGAGAAGGAGUUGCGUACCAAAGAACUGAUAUCAACUUUGAAGCGUAUAUUUCCUGGAGUGAAGGGUCGGAUCAGUGAGCUUUGCAAGCCCAAACAGAAAAAAUACCAAGACGCUGUCAGCACGGUCCUGGGCCGGCAUUUUGACUCUAUCGUAGUGGACAACGAGAAGACGGCGAAGGAGUGUAUCCAGCAUCUCCGGGACCAAAGGGCAGGCCAAGCAACCUUCAUCCCACUUGAAACAAUCCAGGUGAAAGCUUUGAAUUCGAACCUGAAAGGAAUGCAUCGGGGAAUGCGACCAGCCAUCGAAACCGUCGACUAUGACAAUUCCGUCUCACGAGCCAUUACAUAUGCCUGCGGCAACGCGAUUGUUUGUGAUGAUUUGGCCACUGCGAAGUAUCUUUGCUAUGAGAAAGGUGUCGAUGCCAAGGCGGUUACGCUUGAUGGGACGGUCAUCCACAAGGGUGGUCUCAUGACUGGUGGACGGGGCCCUGGCCAUCAACAAGCUAAACGAUGGGAAGAUACUGAUAUCACCAACUUGCAUAAGCUGAAAGAUAAGCUCAUUGCAGACCUGGGCAGCCUUCCUAAGGCUCAUCGCAAAGGUGCAGAGGAGGAGAAUCUCCAAGGCCAGUUGGCAGGACUAGAACAACGUCUGGCAUAUUCUCGAGAUGAACUAAAGGCUUUAAACAGAAAUAUUGAGAGCCGAUCCGGUGAGGUCCAGUUUUCUAAAAGCCAAAUGACGAGCAUCCAGCCUAAAUAUUUCGAGAAGAAGCGUGCUCUCGAAGCCCUAGACGAAUCUAUUAAAGAUGCCCAAAGCUCAGUUAGCGGGGUUGAAGAUGAAGUCUACCAAGCUUUCUGUCGUCGUCUAGGUUACAGCAAUAUCAGAGAAUAUGAAGCCCAACAAGGGUCGCUGCAACAAGAAGCAGCAGAGAAGAAGCUCGAGUUUACCACCCAAAAGAGCAAAAUCGAGAACCAACUCAGUUUUGAGAGGCAGCGAUUGCAAGCGACCGACGACCGUAUUGAAGGACUCCGUUCGCAGGCAGAGCGAGAUCGUGCUCUCAUCACUGAACUUGAGGCUGAGCGUAACGCUAUCAAGGAUCGGCUUGAUACGCUGAACGCUGAACUGGAGUUACUAGGCGAGGACCUCACGGAACAAAAGGAGGCCUACUCACAGUCCGCAGAACACCUGGCUACUCAGCGACAACAAGUUCAGAAACGUUCCAGGAAUAUCGAGACCACGCUCAAGGCCAUCAGUUCACUGGAUGGAGAGAGACAGCGUUAUGCUUCGGAUAAGUACACGCUUUUGCGCCGCUGCAAACUGGAAGAUAUCGAUAUCCCUCUCGUAAAAGGCUCCGUGCCGCUCUCUGCCCUCCCUAUCGAUGACCUAGUCCAAAAUGAUGAGGAUGCGAUGGAUGUAGACGAGGAUCCUAACUUGGGUAACUUCCAAGCUUCGGCUAUACACGAUUAUGGUAUCGAAGUUGAAUUCGAAAGCUUGGGCGAUUCGCUGAAGGAGGAUUCGGAUGACAAGGUGGAAGAGGAGCUUCAGGACCGGAUCAAAUCCCUCAACAGCGAACUGGACAAAAUGGCACCGAACAUGCGGGCCAUGGAACGACUAGAAGGCGUCGAGAACAAGCUUCGGAGCACCGAGAAGGACUUUGAAGAUGCGAGGAAACGUGCCAGAAAGGCCAAAGAGGACUUCGAGGCCGUGAUGCGGAAACGCUCAGAGCUUUUCAACAAAGCAUUCACGCAUAUUUCAGAGCAGAUCGAGCCCAUAUAUCGCGACCUAACCAAAACAGCUAGUUACCCCAUGGGUGGAAAAGCCUAUCUCGACAUUGAGGACUCCGAGGAACCCUACCUCGAUGGUAUCAAAUACCACGCGAUGCCGCCACUCAAACGGUUCAGAGACAUGGAACAUCUCUCUGGUGGGGAAAAGACCAUGGCAGCUCUUGCUCUUCUUUUUGCUGUACACUCCUACCAACCGUCACCCUUUUUCGUGCUCGACGAAGUUGAUGCUGCUCUCGACAAUACCAAUGUAGCACGGAUCGCCAACUACAUCCGCGACCAUGCUGCCCCUGGUAUGCAGUUUAUCGUCAUCAGCUUGAAGACAGGCCUCUUUCAGAACAGCGAAGCUUUGGUGGGCAUUUACAGGGACCAAACCGCCAAUAGCAGCAAGUGUUUGACUCUCGACCUUCGGAAAUAUCGAUGA